Messenger RNA from Macrosiphum euphorbiae (potato aphid), 621 nucleotides. NCBI's taxonomy places the organism in Eukaryota, Metazoa, Arthropoda, Insecta, Hemiptera, Aphididae. The record is from the annotation of a GenBank genome assembly.
AUGGCGUAUGGGCUGCCAUCGUGCUCUCAUCAAAUUUUAAAACCAAAAUUUACUAAGAUACGCGAAGUUGAAAAACCGAAACGAGCGACAGUCGUGAAACCACGGAAAACGCAGGCAGAUACAAUUACAAGAAUAGCGAAACAAGUUCAUGCAAUAAUAGUUGAACCGCAGCUAGCCAUAAUGUUGGGAAUAAUAUUCCUGGCUCUUUAUAUUCAUCAUUACCACGCUGACGAAUCUAUUAUCGCCAAAGCUGUUGUUAAUUUAAAAGGCAACGCAGCGUCGCAACAUUUGGGCGAAUGGUUAGAAGCGAACGUUCCUAAAUUCAUCGGGAUAGUUAUGGCAGUUGUGGUAUCAACGAUGAUAUCAAAACAAUACUGUGCAUCUAUUGCUGUCGCGUCAAUAUUAUUGAUAGUAAUAAUGCCGGGAACGGCGGUAUCAUUUUAUGUAAUGACAUCUCUGUUCGGACUCCUGAUGACUCGUCUGAAGACAUCAGUUGAUAGGUACAUUAUAGCGGUUAUCGCGAUUGUCGCUUAUCUUUAUUUUAUUUCGGACAUAACUGCAGAUAAACAUCUGCGCAAAAAUUGUAAUGUGACGUCAAACAUCACAAAUACAACGGCCUGA